AAGAAAUGCGCGACAGCAUCGCCGAUGCGCAAACAAGCGUAUCGAGUUUCAGUUUUCAGUCGGUUCGAUAAAUUAUAUACGUGCGUGAGACUUUUAGUUGUACCUAAGUGAAUUUUCGCGACACGCGGACAGGAUUCCGUGUCUUAUUUACAUCGAUUUAACCUCUGCGUCUUUGCCGUGGAUCAGCAAUAAUGGUAACUGUGUAUAGUGCGUGUGUAUCGGAAGGUCUAAUAGGAUAAACACAAACGUUCGACUUCGGCUUGUUUUCUCGACCUUCGUAUUUGAUCGACGACUUUGUAAACUAUCGGAGCAGGGCUCUUAUUUUACGAGAAUAUGGGAUAGACUUUAUAAAUUAUUUGCUCGAGAUCCGCACGCGGAUUUUAAAAGUCGAAUAAAAAUCCAUAAAUUGUUUGCGCUUCGGAAAUCUAAUUUGUGACAAAUGUCGGAUUGUUGGCGCCUUGAUAAUUCGAUUUAAAAAAAAGAUCUUUUAUCAACAUUUUUACAUACAAAUUUGUACACAACUCUGAUUUACGGGUCAAAAGUGGAGCGAUUCCGGCUACAGCUGACGCCCCGUUGAAAUUCAUCUCGUUUAUCUAUUUAAAUGUAACUGAAACGUUCUGGGAGCGCGUAAAUGGGUUUCGGUCCCAGUGGUUGAAAUGUUCUCUGAUACACGGACGCGUUUCCAUUGCAUUCUCGUUAUCAGUUGUCCGCUGCAGGAGAACGGGUCUCUUUAGCGGCGGAAUAUCUGCACCGCGUGCGUGUGCGCGCGUACCGUCUUUUGUCAGCAUCGCAAGAGGGACGUCGUCGCACGUGGCCGCGCGUGGUGAGGCAACCGUCGAUUGUCAUUCGCGUCGCGACUACGUGAAUAGGCGGCGUCUUGUCUCUUCUCGUCUCAUCGCUCGGCGCCUCUUCGCACCGCGCUCGCCUCGCGCUUUCGUUUUUCCGCGUUGCACAAUCCGGCAUUAUCCGCAAACGGAUUCGCCGCGUUGCGAAUCAGCCAAAUCAGCGUCCGCAGUCUUUUAAUCGUGCGGCGUGCCCACGCCUUUCGCGUGUCGUGUUCCGCAUCGUCGGUGCACGUUAUCCACAUAUCGCAGCCGCCGGGAUCGUCUGAACCUGAACGAGGGAGAAGAGCGGCGAGCGUUACGCAAAUCUGGGAAAGCGACUCCGUGAACGAUGGUAUCCUCGACAGUGACGGAAGCGAGCCCGGUGAAAAAAUCGUGCGGCGCAAUGGGCAUUGCGCCGGGGGAUUAUCGCCUGGUCGGCUGGGACAUGGACACCACCGGCAAGAAGGUCAUCGACGAGAUCUGCCAAAUAGCUGGCUACACCCCCAACUCCACUUAUUCGCAGUACGUGAUGCCGUAUAAGGACCUCAAUCCGACCGCCAUCAAGCGCCACAGUAUGAAGGUCGUGACCAAUGGCAAAUUCCGCGUGCUCAGGAACAGCAAGACCAACGAGGUAAUCAAAUCCAAAAGUGAAGUGUCGGCACUUACGGAUUUCCUGACCUGGUUGGAGACCGUGAAGGAAAACGCCGCGGACGGUGUAAUUUUGGUUUAUCACGAGCCUCGCAAAGUCAUUCCCGCGAUGCUGCUCGAGUCGCUGAAGAAGUACGAUCUGGUCGAUCGAUUCAAACAGACGGUCAAGGGAUUCGCUAACGGAUUCAACAUCGCCGAGGCUAAGUGCGCGAACACGGUGCACAUCUAUUCCCUACGUACUCUGUCGCGCACGUUGUUGAAGAAGGAAGCGAAUCUGGGCAAUGCGCAACACAGAGCAUCGCUGGCGUUACAAAUAGCACAAUACCUGUGCUCGAUCGACGGUGACAAGACCGAAGAUGCGAGCGCGAACGGAGAUGAGAAUGAGAAAGAGAAAACCAGCGAUGAAAAACCAAUGAAAAGAGCAGUCGAGGUUAUUCGAGAAUUCGCGCAACCUGUUGACGUCGAGGAGCAGGAACACAACGAGUUGAAGAUGAUAUUCGAACGGCAGAACAACUUGCGGCCCAUAUUCAGCGCCCUGUUCCGUAUGAACAGACGCGAACGUCAACACGCCAGUCCCCUGCGGCGACUGUUAGCUGAAGCCGGGAUCGUGUACUCGGAGCUACAGGACGCGUGGACCAACGCGAAGAAGGACGGACUGGAGCAUCUAAUGAAGGAGAAACUCCCAACGGUUGAGGAGAAAAAGAUGGAGGAUCUGAUGAUUAUUCUCGAGCGUCACUUCGACCCGGAGAAGAAGCCGAAGAGCAAGACGCCGGAGAAGAAGGGUCUCAAGACGAAGAACGAGAAAAAGAUAAGUGACGAUAAAGAGAAUAACAACAAGAGUGACUCCGGCCACGAGAGCCCCGAUAGCCCCGACACAACGACGUCCGGGUCCCCGGUGAAGAUGAACGGCAACAACGAUGUCGAAGUUAAGCCAGAGGCGUGCGCUUUGACGCAGGAGUGUGCCGAACAAGUUUAACGAUGCCCGACACAUUUCGACCUCUCUUUUACGCGCCGCAAAGCCGGGAGUACUUUUCGCGGCUGUCUCCGCGCCGUCAGACUGUCGCCCGUUUUACCAGCCUCGGCCGAACGGGCGAUCGUGGAUUCUUUUUUUUUUUCGUUGUUGCCAUAACGAUCGCGGAUGACGAAAAAUAAAAUUGUAUUAAGUAACGCGAGUGACGAACGUAGAUUUAGCGUGUCGAAUACAGCUCGCGUUUAGCUCGGACUCUGCAGUAAAAGCGUGCUGUAUGCUUGUUAGAAUUGUCGCUAAAUUCACGCUCCUCAACCGGAAAGAGCUGCGAAGGGAUUGCCCCCCGUUUCUCCUUUUUCUUUUUGCGGUAAUUUUCUAGGGUAGACGUAUUAGAAUAAGGUUUACGAUUCGUCCAACGGGCGAUGUUUGUUAUGCGUGAUCAAGAGACGAGUGUUAUUUGUUACAGUAUUGCGAUCUUUCCUUUUCUUUUUUUUUCUUUCAUUUUCUUUAUUAUUAAUUUUUUUUUAAUUUUUGUUCGCACUGGUACGCCGGCAUGAUUAAGAAAAAAAGACAGACAGGUUUCCUGCGAGACACGCCGUCGAAUUUAGCACAAAAUGUACAAAUAACACGUUAAGCGACGUUUAGUUUGUUAACGCGCAGAGAUAUUUAAUAUUUCGUAAUUUUAUACUCGUUUGUUUUCUCUCUCCUCCGCCCCCUUGUUUCUGUCUCUCCUUUUUUUUUCUUUUAUUUAUCCCCGAGGAUUUUCGUACGCUCGCUACCUUGGCGAGAGCGUCCGUUUAAUAGACUGCUCUUAAGUGUGAAAGGCAUAGGAAAUAUCGCGGACCCGCGCAGUUCCCGCACAGUUUCACGACAUGUGUACAGUAGCGUGCACGAUAUUUUCUACUUUUUACCGUUUAAGCCACGCGCGAGCCGCAUUAGUGUGGUAAAUAGUAUUAGAGAGAUAUAUUUUUGUAUCAAAACGAUAUAAAUUUCGUUUCUGCUGUGAGAUCUCAUUGUAUGAACAUUGAUUAAUAAAGAUUCGAGUUUAGUUGUAACGUUUA
Temnothorax curvispinosus is the source of this 3500-nucleotide messenger RNA. It is a transcript of the gene exu, whose product is annotated as maternal protein exuperantia. NCBI's taxonomy places the organism in Eukaryota, Metazoa, Arthropoda, Insecta, Hymenoptera, Formicidae. Gene Ontology annotation, biological process: bicoid mRNA localization. The record is from RefSeq and is a predicted model, not a curated record. Gene Ontology annotation, molecular function: RNA binding; protein homodimerization activity. Bases 1174 to 2448 code for a protein of 424 amino acids. The transcript is spliced from 6 exons.